Bipolaris sorokiniana ND90Pr is the source of this 551-nucleotide messenger RNA. RefSeq lists its product as uncharacterized. Lineage: Eukaryota; Fungi; Ascomycota; Dothideomycetes; Pleosporales; Pleosporaceae. Bases 169 to 474 code for a protein of 101 amino acids. The transcript has a single exon. The record is from RefSeq and is a predicted model, not a curated record.
GAGGCCUCGUACAGGAGCAGCGCAUCCAUCGCCCAGGCGAGCGGCCAGCCGUGAAGCGAUGACGGCGAGGGUUCCAAUCAGACGCAGCACGUUUUUUCUUCUGACUGUAUCCGGAGCCUCCCAGAGUCAGCAACCAUGGCAUGCGCGACUACCGUGCGCCAGUGAACCAUGCCGUUGGGACAUGAGCGUCUCUGCAGUGCCGCCAUCCGUUGGUUGUACAUACAUACUGUAUGCAACAUUCCCUGGGCUGGUCAUCGCCCUGUUCGUCGCCCUGUUCGUCACCGGGCAGCGGGACAAUACUUGGAACUAACUACCUUGAACGUCGUCCUUGUCUCGGAAGCCGUUAGCCGCGUUGGGUGGGUGGCUAUCGGGGGUUGCGGGCUGGCAGUUGCAACACCAAAUCUACCGCAGCAUGGCGUACAUAGAUGCAUGCAUAGGUGGAUAGCACCGGUGACGCGGGCAUUUCCGGUCUGACACACAGCUUGAGUGGUACGUAGUUCAGCGUCGCUCGACGCCAGUUGCGUCGAGAAGGUGAUUGAAGCUUCAGCGUG